AUGAUACUUCUUUUCCCGUUGUUGUGGGCUUUGGUCCUGCCGGUGUUGGGUGGAUACGUUCCACCCGGGCCACGAUUCCGAUGUCCCAGGGAGAUCAAGUACAUCUACCCGUGCGUGUGCCUUCGAGGCAGCGACAGGGGUCUGUACGUUCAGUGCGAGAACACCAAUCUGGCCAGCUUGAGUUUGGCCUUCUCGAACCUAGGCAACGAGGGACUGCCCAUCGAGGAACUCGUUUUGUACAAAUGUAACAUAGGACGUUUCUAUGGGCCGGCGCUUUAUCCGUUGGACGUACGAGUGUUGAGGUUCGUCGACACACCGUUGCGACUGAUCGAGGAGCACAGCUUCCUCGGCGUGAACAGAACGCUCCAGGAGCUGUACGUGGUGAACAGCACGCUGGAGAAAUUCCCGCGGGAGGCGUUGCAGAUACUGGGAAAUCUGAGCAUUCUCAGCAUCGCCGGCCAUCGAAUGUCCACGUUGCCGGCGGACGGAUUCGCGGAGAGUGCCGCGGCCGCGAAAAUUGAGAAACUGGAGAUUAGUAACGGGACACUUACCUCCCUGCCCGUGGAGGCGUUGGCGCCACUGAAAAAGCUAAAGCGGCUGGAUCUCCACGGGAACGAGAUCAAAGAGUUAAAACGGAAUCAGUUCAAAGGGUUACGGGACACCGAGUACUUGGAUCUGUCCCACAAUUUGAUCAACAAACUGGACGGCUCGCAUCUGGCCGAUCUGACAAAAAUGGGCUGGUGUAAUAUGUCUCAUAACGCGAUCUCUGACUUGAAGAGAGGCACCUUCGCGAGGAACUCUCUGCUAAAAGUGCUCAAUUUGAGCCACAAUAAAAUCAGGAAGCUUGAUUCGAACACCUUCCGUGGUAUGCGGUUCUUGGUUAGACUGUUUUUGAGCGACAAUCAGAUCAACGACGUGGGUAGGGGGACUUUUGGUCCAGUCACGAGGAUAGGAACCAUCGACUUGGCCAGGAAUUUUAUCAAAAAGAUCGACUUCCAGAUGUUCAAUCAGCUUCAGUUCGCUGAGGUGCUGGAUGUCUCGGAGAAUUUUGUGACUGUCGUGGAAAAGUUGUCUUUCAAGGAUCUCUAUCUGGCGAAGAUCAAUCUUUCGCGCAACGAGAUCUCGAAAAUAGAACCGGGAGCGUUCGAGAACUGCGUGAACAUGACGCUCCUAGAUCUGAGUCAUAACAAAUUGGAGAAUAUAUCGAAGUUCUCGUUCGACAGCGCGACUUACGCAACCGAACUACAAUUGAGUUACAACCAAUUUACCUCUCUGAAUCAGGUGCCGCUACAUAACAUGACUGGUCUGAAAGUUCUGAAUGUUUCUCACAAUUCGUUACAUUCGGUGCCUCGUCAGACGUUCCCAAAGUUGUACGAACUCCACACGAUCGAUUUAUCGCACAACAAUUUGUCAGAGAUACACAACGCCAUCUUUCAAACAUUGUUCAGCCUUCGGUUUCUAAACCUAUCGUACAACUCUCUAGAGAAGAUCAAACCAUCGACGUUUGGACCACUGCCAACGCUUCUCGAUCUGGAUAUGAGCUACAAUCAAUUAAACGAUGUGGCUCGUGGUAGCUUAACCAGACUACCAAGUUGCAGGAGCCUGACAGUCAAGAACAAUCGUUUAACAAAGAUCUUCCAGUUGCCAAUCUCUUUGGCCUCUCUAGACUUUUCCGAAAACAUGCUGGAGGAGGUACCCACGACUGACGUGUGGCCUGCGAUGAACGCUUUGCUUUCGCUGGAUCUUUCCAAGAACCGAUUGGGCGACAGUCUGAAACACGGCAGCUUCGAGAAUCUGUUGACUCUGAGGAUAUUGAAUCUGCAAUCGAAUAACAUCACGAGGCCUCCGUGGGAGGCGCUCAGUACUCUCAGUAGCUUGCAAUAUCUUCAUCUAGAGGAUAACCAGCUAACCGAGCUCGGAAAAUCAGCAUUCGGACGCCUGCCGAUAGUGUUCGAGCUGAAUCUUGCCAAGAAUCAGAUUCGAAGCGUCAACAAUCGAGCCUUCGAAGGGUUGCUGCAAUUGCUCACCUUGAACCUAACGAGCAACAACCUCGAACACAUUCCCAAUGGAGCGUUCCAGGGUCUCGUCUCCCUCAGGACGCUCGAUCUUUCCCACAACAAACUGGAGAGCCUGGACAACAAAACGCACGGCCUGCUGGACGAUUGCCUGUCCCUUGAGAGAGUCAAUCUCAGUCACAACAAGAUCUCGUUCGUCACCAAGAAAACAUUCCCGAACGAUCCAUGGAUUCCUUACAGGUUGAAGGAGAUCGAUCUCUCGUACAACACCAUGCCUGUAUUAACGUUCGAAUUGACCAUCGGUGCGAAGAAGGUCCAAAUCUUGAACAUCAGUCACAAUACCAUUAACGAUGUACGAAGAUACGUGAUCGGGAAUCUGUCGGCACUACAAACGUUGGAUCUCUCUUACAACGAGAUCAACGACCUCUCCGAACCGGACAUCUUCGACCCACCGGUGAAUCUGACUAAUCUGCAUCUGAGUCACAAUCGUCUGAGUCAUAUUCCCUUGAAUAAAAUUCUACCGCUACCAAAUCUGAAGACACUUGACGUGAAAUCCAACAUGAUCGGGGUGUUCGACGAAGUCUUUAUGAAGAUCAUAAAAAACGGGACUAAACUCGAGUAUUCUGGGAAUCCGUUGCACUGCGACUGUUACGCGAGACCUUUGAAGAGGUGGCUGAACACACACACGGAAAUACCAAAGGAAUGGUCGAACGUCAGCUGCCAGAGCCCGAAUUUCCUCGCCACGAAACUGAUAAAGGAGAUCACGGAGGACUUGAUGGGAUGCGGCGAGAGGGAGGUGAAAGAGUAUCCCGAGUUCGACAUCACCCCAGACGUGAAAUAUCGAAAUAUCGAAUACAACGAGGACGACAAGAGCUGGAAGGCGACCUGGUACGUAACGUCGCGAGAGGACAUUGGCGAUUUUUACGUGGUGGUUCGUGAGUCCGGGAACAGCAAAUCGGCCAUCGAGAAGGAUCUGGUCUACAGCGAGCGAUCAUUCAAGAUCCAGGAUCUGCAGGAUUCAGGGUCAAAGUACGAGCUAUGCGUUCUCGCGAGAGACUCCGAGGGGAACGUGAAGCACUUCCGAAGUUCCCAGUGUCAGAUAUUAACCCAAAUAUUCUAG
Dufourea novaeangliae is the source of this 3135-nucleotide messenger RNA. It is a transcript of the gene conv, whose product is annotated as chaoptin. Gene Ontology annotation, molecular function: protein binding. The transcript has 11 exons. Lineage: Eukaryota; Metazoa; Arthropoda; Insecta; Hymenoptera; Halictidae. The record is from RefSeq and is a predicted model, not a curated record. The coding region runs from base 1 to 3135 and encodes 1044 amino acids.